This is a messenger RNA of Athene cunicularia (burrowing owl), 4252 nucleotides long. It is a transcript of the gene RCOR1, whose product is annotated as REST corepressor 1. Gene Ontology annotation, molecular function: transcription corepressor activity. Gene Ontology annotation, biological process: regulation of transcription by RNA polymerase II; negative regulation of DNA-templated transcription. Gene Ontology annotation, cellular component: transcription regulator complex; histone deacetylase complex. The transcript is spliced from 10 exons. NCBI's taxonomy places the organism in Eukaryota, Metazoa, Chordata, Aves, Strigiformes, Strigidae. The coding region runs from base 37 to 1095 and encodes 352 amino acids. The record is from RefSeq and is a predicted model, not a curated record.
CUCGCAAGGCGAAGUCAGGAGAGAGAUAAUCUCGGCAUGCUGGUCUGGUCACCUAACCAGAAUCUGUCUGAAGCAAAAUUGGACGAAUAUAUUGCCAUUGCUAAAGAGAAACAUGGAUACAAUAUGGAGCAGGCCCUUGGAAUGCUAUUUUGGCACAAGCACAACAUUGAGAAGUCUUUAGCAGAUCUGCCAAACUUUACUCCAUUCCCAGAUGAGUGGACAGUGGAAGACAAGGUCUUGUUUGAACAGGCCUUCAGUUUCCAUGGGAAAACCUUUCACAGGAUCCAGCAGAUGCUUCCUGACAAAUCAAUAGCCAGCCUGGUGAAAUUUUACUACUCCUGGAAGAAGACAAGGACUAAAACUAGUGUGAUGGACCGUCAUGCUCGUAAACAAAAAAGGGAACGUGAGGAAAGUGAGGAUGAAAUGGAGGAAGCAAAUGGAAAUAACCCCAUUGAUAUUGAAGUUGAACAAAACAAGGAGAGUAAAAAGGAGGUGCCGCCUGCUGAAACUGUUCCUCAGGUGAAGAAGGAGAAGCACAGUACGCAGGCCAAGAACAGAGCAAAGAGGAAACCUCCUAAAGGAAUGUUCCUCUCCCAAGAAGAUGUGGAGGCUGUUUCUGCCAAUGCAACAGCUGCUACCACUGUACUCAGACAACUGGACAUGGAAUUAGUCUCAAUCAAACGACAGAUUCAGAAUAUCAAACAGACAAACAGUGCGCUCAAAGAAAAACUUGAAGGUGAUAUAGAACAAUACAGACUUCCAGAGGUCGUUCAGAAAUUUAAUGCGCGUUGGACCACGGAUGAGCAGCUUCUUGCUGUGCAAGCAAUUAGGAAAUAUGGCCGAGACUUUCAGGCGAUCUCUGAUGUGAUUGGAAACAAAUCUGUGGUGCAAGUGAAAAACUUUUUUGUAAAUUAUCGACGUCGUUUCAACAUAGAUGAAGUUCUACAGGAGUGGGAGGCAGAGCAUGGCAAAGAGGAGACAAACGGAACCAAUAGCCAGAAGCCUGUAAAAUCCCCUGACAAUUCCACUAAAAUGUCCGAAGAGGAAGAUGAGGCUACUUCUGUUCUUGAUGUCAGAUAUGCAUCUGCUUCGUGAGAAGGUGCUGUAGCCUAGAACAAUUUGUGUUGACUACUGUGUUAUCCAGGAUAUCAGGUAUUAGCAAACCUCAGACAGCCAUCUGCAUCAUAUCUGUGGACAAGCAGCUAUUACCAAAAAAAGGCAAACGCUUCCAGUCCUGUGCUACAUCUGCCUUAAUCUCCCCUCAUUCCUCCAUACUGCCUCCACUUUCUAUCAAAAGCACCCAGGUAGCUCAGCUUUCCAUUUCAUCAACGUCCUGCUUAAGCACGGGGAUUUCUAGAACCAGUAACAUCUGUCUCUUGACAAUUGGACUAAUUUUGACCAACCUGCAAAACAAGGAUCUCCUUAGCAGCCCCACAGUGACUCUACACAUUAGGAAUUCUUAUAAUAUUUGGUCCGUAGGGUAUAAGUAUGUAUUGCUGCAUGGCCUUGUGGUCUCCGCUUCCUGUGUAUUCUUACGAUGACACUAUUAUUAGUGAGCUUUCUGUAAAGGAGAGGCCUGUGCACAUACCAACGGUGUCAGGUUUGUUCUGAAAUGACAGGGCACGUUAACAAGCAAUCUUAAGUAAUGCAAAGUGAUAGGAAAUGUUAUUUCUAAGGUUUCAUCAGUCCAAGGCUGUAGAUGUUAACUCAUUAAACUUCUGGUUUGUGCAAUUCUUUCCACUGUAUUUGUGUGUUCUUGCUUCAUAGAAAGCUCCCUAAUUGAGAAUUUUACUCCUGUAUAUUUUAAUGGCUUUUAUUUAGUGCAAAAGGGAAUAAAUAACCUGAAACUGUUUGAUACGCUAUUUAACCCCUGGCAUUCAGCAUUUGCAUUGUAACUUGUUAAAUGAGUGCUACACAACUUUCUUUUUCCUGAUCCUCUGUGGGAUUAAGUCAAAACAACUUUCUCUGGUGCCUCUCCUUUUGGAAUAUGUGCCUUUUUACAUUUGGCUACCAUAGGUCACUCUCUGUCCCAGUGUCUCAUUCCUCUUCAGAGCGCUGUUUGCCAAAGACAUCAAACUACUUCUCCCACUGGAAGUCUGGACAAGGGUUGGAGCACAAAAUUCAACCUUCAGGUACUUUUUGGUCUCUUGGAAGUUUAAUGGAGAAGAACUGGGUUAAUUUCAUUGGCCAUUUUAACCCUUCUGAAGCACACAUCGCUUUCAUGUUCUCAACCAAAAUAUGCAAUUUGAAAUCUAAGAGGUGCUUUUCCAAAUACUUGGUGCACGCAGCUUUCAAAUCCCCAGCCCUCUGCUCAGAUAACCUGUGCUGUGGCCUAUCUGGCUGACUUGAACUGGAGCUGUUCUUCAAAGUCCUGUAUGAGGACUUAGCACCUUGAACAAGGUAGUUAGCUGCUGGCUGCUGAGCAGACAGUGUUCAGAGAAGCUGGAAGCUGCAGUAUUACGUCUUGUCCAGUGGAAAGCUGCAAAAUAACACUAGUCACAAAGCAUUUAAAAAUGGUUAAUGUAGUGAUGUUGGAAGAAACCACCAUGUGUCUUUGCGGGUGAAAAAAAAGGACCUUCUUUGCCUCCCUUCCUCUACGUAGGGUUUAAGCCAAGAUGGCACAGAGCAACGUGUGGCACCAGCCUUCUAACACAACCUGAAAUGAGCUAGUCCACAUCCUGGCCUGCAGCUGAGGUGCUGCAGGUUGGAGUCUAGCCCUGAACUUGGUGCUGAUUUUUGAGCUGCUGGGCUGUGCCAUGUUGUGUGCUGUGACUGCUCUUUUUUUUAUAUCGAAGUGGGGUAGACUAAUGCCAGCUGGCUAAUAGCCAGCUGUGGCUGCACUGCCUGCAGGGUAGACACAACCCAAGAAAGGCAGGGGAGGUAGCCCCAUGUACUCCUGAGGUGGUCUCCUUAGGCCUUGUGUGUGGAAAGUAAUUCAACAUCAGAAAUCAAGCAACAACAAGUAGGCGAAGGAGCAGAUAGGCAUUUCUUAUGAACCCAAAAAGGGCCUGUUUCAGCCACUUUGUGGCUGUUUCUGAGUAGUUUCAUUCUGGUAGCCCCAGACUGAUCCUUUGAGGUGAUGGUAGGAUGGAAGGGAUCCUCGGUAUGGGGAACCUGUAAUCCCAAGUUUGUGUCAACAUCUCUAAAGCUGUUGAUGUGAACUGGCAGCUUUGUGGGCCCCGCGGAUAUUUCUUCAGUCCUGUGACAGUUGGAGUUGGGAGUUUCUUGUGGGAAAGGACACUAGUUGUUAGCCAGUGUGAAUGGAUUAAAGACCGGGCAAAUAGCACUGUGAAUUCACCUGACAGUUCUGGUGUAAAGCAAUGCCACUUAUUAGAAAUACUCUAGUAUUAAACCUUCUGCACAGUACCAAUGCACGGAGAUGGGUCCUCGCCAGUGUGAGGGUUCUGUGAAUUUGCAUCCAGGCUGGUGAAUCUCAUCAAGACAGGCUUCUACUGGCGAGGGAAGUUACCUGUGAGGACUUUUCAUCGGAUUUUGCCCUCAAAUCUGUCCAUCUUAUGAUCAGAAAAGUUGUGUUUUGGCUUCAUCCCCAAGGGGUAGGGGGAAAACAUGUAUAAUUCAUGAUAUUAGGAAGAAAAAAGUUGUUUAAUUACUUUUCAGUUGACUGCUAUCUUAUUGUAGUUGAUACAUACAAUAUAAUAGCACUGUAUCUUAAACGUUUAGUUUUUUUACAUUCUCUUUAACUAUAUUUUUAAGUGCGAUAAACAUUUUAGCUUUUGAAAGUUUAAAUGGUUUAGGUGAAGACCCUCUUUUUCUUCUUAAAUGGGUCAAGCAUUAGAUACAUUAACUGGUUGCAUUCUGAUUAGAAGGGUCCACAAAGAUAACUGCAUAAGAUAGAAUAUUCACUUAAAUUUUGUUUCUUAAACUAUCAAUGUGAAUGUCAUAAUUAUAUAUAUUUUGUGGAAAAUGGGAAAUUAUUUCUCCUAAGUAUAAGUUAUUGUGCAAAAUAUGGUAUCGUUAAAGAAAAUGAUAGUUUAAGUUUUAGUUUUAGGAAUCUGAAAGAUAUAAAAGUGUAUUGCAUAUGCAUAAACAAAUUUCAUUUGUUCUAUUUAAUUUUUAUGUAGUUGUGUAAAGUGCUAGGUAACUUCUUUUUUCGCUUAUCCAAUAAAACAACCUUGUUACUUGAAUAUUCGUGUUUAACUGGUUUGAAACAGUGAUCAAUUUUUGUAAUAUAAUCUUUUAACCAAGGGGAAAAAAAAAAACCAUGCCUCAGUUGUGCUUAACAAUAUAGCAA